Phymastichus coffea is the source of this 4536-nucleotide messenger RNA. It is a transcript of the gene Tsc1, whose product is annotated as hamartin. The record is from RefSeq and is a predicted model, not a curated record. The transcript is spliced from 15 exons. NCBI's taxonomy places the organism in Eukaryota, Metazoa, Arthropoda, Insecta, Hymenoptera, Eulophidae. Gene Ontology annotation, biological process: negative regulation of cell population proliferation; regulation of cell cycle; negative regulation of TOR signaling. Bases 712 to 4086 code for a protein of 1124 amino acids. Gene Ontology annotation, cellular component: TSC1-TSC2 complex.
UGGUAGAAAAACUGUUAGACAAGAUCUUUGAUUUUGUAGUUCAGCUAUAAAUCUGAUAUAUAGGUUCUGAACUAGAAAAAUGCGGGAAAUGACAUAAAUAUAUCAAAACAGUCUCAAGCCUAAAUUGACUGUAGCUUGACUUGAUCACGCAAUAGUGAAGAUAAUUUGAUUUUGGUCGUUGGCGCGAAUAACAAUAUAUAACUUACUGCGGCAGCGCCCAUGCGGUCGAGAAACGGAGCAGAGCCUUUAAUAAACACGCUACACGGUUAGCUGACUUGCUCGGCAAUGUGGCCUAUGCCCGUGUGGAAAACAGCUGUACCCGUGAAGUGAGAGAGAGAGAAAGAGAGAGAGAAAGAGAGAGAGAGAGAGAGAGAGAGAGAGAGAGAGAGAGAAGACAGGGCUCACUCUGUGGAGAGCAAGAGAAAGAAAACAGUCGGUGGAGCCAAUGGAGUAUCGCCAGGAACUACACCUGCAUGCUGCUGAGCUCUGACUUUGCUCCAUUACUCUUCAAGUCUCACACGAAUGCUAUAACACUGAAUUUCGAAUGACAAUCAGAAGUUUAGUUGGAAGGAGUGAAGAGGUAAUAAAGCAACAGUGUUGUGAUGGUGAAGCAGUGGCCAAUUAUCACACAUUCUUGCUUAAGGCAGUGCUGGAUUGUGAGGGAAGCCAGUUAAGAAGAUCCAGAGGCAAGUGCAACAAGACACCUUCGGUAUGACUAACAGCAAUGCCAAUAGCAACAUUGGAGCUGCAGAACUUUUUCAUAUGCUUGAGUCCAAUAAACUCAAAGAUGUUGAAGAAAUUAAAAAGGUUUUCCAUGAUCACUUUUUAGCAACAAAAGAUAGUUGGUUGGUGAAUGGAUUGUUUGAUUACUAUCUUUCUACGGAUUCUUUAAGGGCAGUCGAAGUUCUAGCAGGAGUAAGAGAGCCUCAUGACAAGCAUCUUUUUGAUAAAUUAACAGAAACACUUGCAGCGAAACCUAGUAACAAUGGACAAAAGAUUAGAACGCUUACACUGCUUGGUCAUGUGGCUAGACGGCAACCUACAUGGCUCUACCGUCUGGCUAACCAUACACUUUUUAAACAGCUGCUUCAUUUGCUCAAGGUGGAAGAAGAUAUAGUGUUAUUAAUGAGUGCUCUUUUGCUACUGAUAACCCUGUUACCCAUGUUACCAACUGCACUGGCUCCUCAUCUGAAUGAAAUCUUUGAAGUAUUUUCUAGACUUGCAUCGUUAUAUUAUAAUCGUUUGAAUAUUUCAAACGCAAAUUCUGGAGCUUUUUCGACAACGCCUAUUGGCUGUGAUGUAGAUUAUAAUCUCCUUCAUUUACAGGUUGGAUUACACAACUUGUUUCACCGAUUGUACGCCAUGUAUCCAUGUAAUUUUAUUUCCUUUUUAAAACCCCAAUAUUCGCGAGAUCAAACGAUGAUUUUUAAAAAAGUGAUAAGUCCAAUGCUGGAUUCGGUGCGUAUGCAUCCAUUGCUGGUGACAAUGUCCAAAGAAACAGAGAUCUCAUCUUCGAGGUGGAAGAAAAUGGAGCAUCACGAUGUGGUAGUAGAGUGCAGCCGUUUUUCACUGUUCGAAAGAUCGAGUCGCGAAGAGAUGAUGUCGCUGGCAAACAUGCGGUUCACCCCGAUAUCAGACACGCGCUGCGCAGUGUUUUCCGAAUACUCGUGUCCAUAUACACCAGUAAGCAACUCGGAGUUUCCUAUGGUAUUGGAGCAACAGAGCUUGGACAAUGUGACGAGUCAGGAGAGCUUCUGGUCGCCGAGCAUGCUCGUAGGGGCGCACAGUCCACCGCCGCCUACUUCACUUCAAGCAACGCCAUUGUCACACGGCGAUGUCAAGUCGACGCCUUCAACACCUGGUGGUACCACUGUCGUGGCCGCCAACGCGAAUCUCAAUAACCGCAGUCGAACUUCACCACCUGAGGCAGCCGUCGAGGCGACUCCUGAAACUACUCCAAUUAAGGACGUGAGGUCGAUGGGGAGACAGGUGCCCGUAGGCUCGGCAGCGGUGCGCGCACUGAGCGCCUUCGGCGCGAACGGCGCCGCGGCACUGCUGGGCUCGACGAGCCGGCCGUCCACGCCGAUCGGCAGCGGGGCGGCCGCGAACCCCGGGCAGCACUCGCUGUUGGCGAGCCGCCUCGAGUUAGAUGGGCCGUCGAUCCUCGACCGCAAGCUCAACAAGCUGGUGGCCGAGCGCCAGAACGCCACGCAGCCGCAACAGAGUCGCGUCGAGGACGAGCCGGCCAAGCGCGCCGGCCCGCUGCACCAGCUGCACGACCUGAUCAACGGCACGCUCGAGUCCUGGCAGCAGCAACAGCAGCAACAGCAGCAACAGCAGCAACAGCAACAGCAGCAACAGCAGCAGCAGCAGCAGCAGCAGCAGCAGCUCGAGGACCAGGAGGUCUCGGACAUCGUGUCGGCGCGGCGGACCACGACGGCCGGCGCGGCGGGGGAGCGCGAGCGCCAGACGGUGAGCGAGCUGACGCGCCGCGUGAAGCUGCGGGUGCUGUGCCAGAACCCGACGCCGGUGCCGCGGACGCGACGGCGCGCCGGCACCUGGCCGCUGCUCGGUGGGCGGGCGCGGUCCGGCGCGGAGGCGCCGUCGUCAACGGCGCGGACCCGGCGCGCCGGCACCUUUCGCCCGCUGCAGGCGGCCUCGGCCGAGACCGAGGACGCGGCCACGCAGACCCCGGGCCUGCUGCCCUGCGACUACCUGCUGUGCGAGCCCACCGCCGCCGCCUCGGGCGGCCCCACGCCCAACUGCCUCGAGCCGCCGGCAUCCGCGCGCCUCUCGCCCAGCGCCAUGCUCGAGCGCUACCUGCAGGUGUGCGCGCUGCCCGAGGCCAAGUGCAGGUCGCGGCCGGACAAGCGGCCGGGCGAGGAGGCCGAGAGCAACGGGACCCCGCAGCCGGACGACGAGGGUGCCGAGGCCGGGCGCGCCGCCCAGCAGAUCCAGCUCAUGUGGCUGCAGCUGCAGUUCGAGCGCCAGCGCAGGGAGGUGCACGCCGAGCGCAACCGCCGGCUCCUCGGCAAGCUGCGCGACUCGCGCGCGCUCGAAGAGCUCAACUCGUCCAUGGCGAGCAGGCUGAAGCUCGCGGACAGCGAGAUCGACUCCCUGAGGGCCGAGCUGAGCCACAACCGGCAGGAGGCGCGCAGCGCCGAGCAGCGCCUCGCCGAGACCGUGCAGCACUGGCAAGCGAAGUGCAAGGAGGAGCAGCAGCGCGGUUCGGCGCUCAAGGACCGGAUAGAGCGGCUGGAGGACGAGCUGAAGACCGAGAGGACCAGGUUGACGGAGCACGAGAGGCAGAGGCGCGCCGCCGAGGCCACCCUCUUCGAGGCGGCGCACCAGCUGAAGGAGGCCCUGCGGGCGGCCAACCAGAGCGAGGAGCUCAAGCGCCUCCUCGACACCGUGCACAAGCGCUUCCUGCUGCUCGGAGAGGCCCAGGCGAGGACCCAGGAGAAGAUGGGCGCACCGGUUCACAUGGCCAGGCAGGAGAUCGCGCAGAUACAGAGGUGCUGCUCGGAGGAGCUCUCCGGUCUGCGUCGCCAGCUCGACUCGCAGACGCUGCAUCUGGAGUCCUUGAAGAGCCGGCUGCUCGAGCUGGAACACAGGGACGCGCGCAAGGAGGUGCAGCUGGUGGACCAGCAGCGACUGCUGCAGGAGGCCAAGGAGCGCCACGCGGCCGAGGUGGAGGCCGUCGAGUCCAAGUACAGGGCUCAGCUGGAGAUCAACCUGCUGCUGGAGGGCCGCGUGCUCGAGCUCCACGGCAAGCUGGAGCAGGCGACCUGCGGCCCGGGCUCGCUCGGGCCCGUCAACCUUGCCUCCUCGGCCUCGCCCAAGGAGCGCUCGCCGCCGCUGUCCGCCAGCCUGGCCUCCUCGAGCGAGGGCAGCCUCGCCUUCAUUCACUCGGCGAUGAACGACUGCUGCGACCCGGCCGGCGAGAUCGCCAAUCUGCAGGCCAUCGUCGACGACGUGUCGCCCCUCGGCGCGCCCGCCGGCGCCGUCUCGCAGUCGUUCCUCAGCUCUGCCGCCGCGGCCGCGGCCGCCACCAAGACCACCGCCGGCUCCAGCAGCCAGCGCUAGGACCGCACCCUCGCUGGACCAUUGCUCCCCCUCGAGGUCCUCGCCGCUCGGUUGUUACCUGUGUACGUGUGUUCGCGCCUGCAAAAGUGCUGUUUUUUCUAAUUCGUCGUAGCUGCUCGCGAUUGAUGUAUUGAGUGUGUGGAGAUGCCGAUUUCCUCUGUAAAUUAUCGACUUUUUCGUAAUUCUAUGAAUUCAUUCAGUUAAUGCGAUUGUGCACAAGUUUCGAAGAGGGCUGUUUGCACCCUUCGUGGCGCGAACUCGAUUAUUCGAACGUGUUUUUACAUUCGACGCAAUCAACGCGUUCGAGCGGGAUGUCACAUGUGAAUUGUUUUCACGUUUUUGAUAACCCCUCAAAUGAAAUAAGUUUUGGACUAGCAUACAGAUAUGUUGUUUUAAAAUUAUACACGAACAUUAAAGUGGAGACUCAAUGACGAGCUCGCUCGAAAUAAA